ACACGGCCCCGGGCCGCAGCCGCCGCCGCCGCCGAGCGCGCCGAGACGCCGAACAGGUGGCCGGAGGCUGCGGGCGCCGCGGCGGGCAGAGGCGAGGCGAGCCCCGGGCGACGCGAGGGCGGCCGGGCCGGGCCGGGCAUGCGAUCCGAGCGGCCCCCCGGCGCCGCCGCCUGCCCGCGCCCCUAGCCUCCCGCGCGCCCGUGCAGCGGCCCCGCCGCGCCGAGUGUCCAGCCGCCCCGGCCCGGGGCCGCCCCGGCCGCGGUCAGCGAGGGGCGCGGGCCAGCCCGCGGCGACGGCGGCAUGAAAGUGACCGUGUGCUUCGGGAGGACCCGGGUGGUCGUGCCGUGUGGAGACGGCCACAUGAAAGUUUUCAGCCUCAUCCAGCAAGCGGUGACCCGCUACCGGAAGGCCAUAGCCAAGGAUCCAAACUACUGGAUACAGGUGCAUCGCUUGGAGCAUGGCGAUGGAGGAAUCCUGGACCUAGAUGACAUUCUCUGUGAUGUAGCAGAUGAUAAAGACAGACUGGUGGCAGUGUUUGAUGAGCAAGAUCCACAUCAUGGAGGUGAUGGCACCAGUGCCAGCUCCACAGGUACCCAGAGCCCAGAGAUAUUUGGUAGUGAGCUUGGCACCAACAAUGUUUCCGCCUUCCAGCCUUAUCAAGCAACGAGUGAAAUUGAGGUCACACCUUCAGUCCUUCGUGCAAAUAUGCCUCUUCACGUCCGACGAAGCAGUGACCCAGCUUUAAUUGGCCUCUCCACUUCUGUCAGCGAUAAUAAUUUUUCCUCUGAAGAGCCUUCCAGGAAAAACCCCACGCGCUGGUCAACAACAGCCGGCUUCCUCAAGCAGAACCCUGCCGGGAGCCCGAAACCCUGCGACAGGAAGAAAGAUGAAAACUACAGAAGCCUCCCACGGGAUACUAGUAACUGGUCUAACCAAUUUCAGAGAGACAAUGCUCGCUCGUCUCUGAGUGCCAGUCACCCGAUGGUGGACAAGUGGCUGGAGAAGCAAGAACAGGAUGAGGAUGGAACAGAAGAAGAUAACAGCCGUGUGGAACCAGUCGGACAUGCUGACACUGGUUUGGAGAACAUACCCAACUUCUCCCUAGAUGAUAUGGUAAAGCUCGUACAAGUCCCCAACGAUGGCGGGCCCCUGGGAAUCCAUGUAGUGCCUUUCAGUGCUCGAGGCGGCAGAACCCUGGGGUUAUUAGUAAAACGAUUGGAGAAAGGUGGUAAAGCUGAACAAGAAAACCUUUUUCACGAGAACGAUUGCAUUGUCAGGAUUAAUGAUGGCGACCUCCGAAAUAGAAGAUUUGAGCAAGCGCAACAUAUGUUUCGCCAAGCCAUGCGUACACCCAUCAUUUGGUUCCAUGUGGUUCCUGCAGCAAAGAAAGAGCAGUAUGAACAACUAUCCCAAAGUGAGAAGAACAGUUACUAUCCAGGUUGCUUCGGCCCUGACAGCCAGUAUAUCGACAACAGGAGUGUCAACAGCGCAGUGCCUCACGGGGUGCAGAGAGCACCCAGACUGAACCACCCGCCCGAGCAGCUAGACCCUCAUCCACGACUACCUCACAGCGCGCACCCCUCCGGAAAGCCGCCAUCGGCGCCAGCCCUAGCACCCCACAAUGUAUUUAGCACGAAUGUAAGCAGCAGUUAUAACACCAAAAAAGUAGGCAAGAGGCUUAAUAUCCAGCUUAAGAAAGGUACAGAAGGUUUGGGAUUCAGCAUCACUUCCCGAGAUGUUACAAUAGGUGGCACAGCUCCAAUUUAUGUGAAAAACAUCCUCCCACGGGGGGCUGCCAUUCAAGAUGGCAGACUUAAGGCAGGGGACAGACUUAUAGAGGUAAAUGGAGUAGAUAUAGCAGGCAAAUCCCAAGAGGAGGUUGUUUCGCUGCUGAGAAGCACCAAGAUGGAAGGAACCGUGAGCCUUCUGGUCUUUCGCCAGGAAGAGGCCUUCCACCCAAGGGAACUGAAUGCAGAGCCAAGCCAGAUGCAGAUUCCAAAAGAAACGAAAGCAGAAGAUGAGGAUAUUGUUCUCACACCUGAUGGCACCAGGGAAUUUCUGACGUUUGAAGUUCCACUGAAUGAUUCAGGAUCUGCCGGUCUUGGUGUCAGUGUCAAAGGUAACCGGUCCAAAGAGAACCACGCGGAUUUGGGAAUCUUUGUCAAGUCCAUUAUCAAUGGUGGAGCAGCAUCUAAGGAUGGAAGGCUUCGGGUGAAUGAUCAGCUGAUAGCAGUAAAUGGAGAAUCCCUGUUGGGCAAGACUAACCAAGACGCCAUGGAAACCCUGAGACGCUCCAUGUCUACCGAGGGCAAUAAACGAGGAAUGAUCCAGCUCAUCGUUGCGAGGAGAAUAAGCAAGUGCCAUGAGCUAAAGUCACCUGGGAGCCCCCCUGGCCCUGAGCUGCCCAUCGAAACAGUGUUGGAUGAUCGAGAGCGGAGAAUUUCGCAUUCCCUCUACAGUGGGAUUGAGGGGCUUGAUGAGUCGCCUACAAGGAACGCUGCCCUCAGUAGGAUAAUGGGUGAGUCAGGUAAAUACCAGCUGUCCCCCACAGUGAAUAUGCCCCAGGAUGACACUGUCAUCAUAGAAGAUGACAGGUUGCCAGUGCUUCCUCCGCACCUCUCUGACCAGUCCUCUUCCAGCUCCCACGACGAUGUGGGCUUCGUGACAACAGAUGCUGGCACGUGGGCCAAGGCUGCGAUCACUGAUUCAGCCGACUGCUCUUUGAGUCCAGACGUUGAUCCAGUUCUUGCUUUUCAACGAGAAGGAUUUGGACGCCAGAGUAUGUCAGAAAAACGCACAAAGCAAUUUUCAGAUGCCAGUCAAUUGGAUUUCGUUAAAACACGAAAAUCAAAAAGCAUGGAUUUAGGUAUAGCUGACGAGACUAAACUCAAUACAGUGGAUGACCAGAAAGCAGGUUCCCCCAGUAGAGAUGUGGGUCCUUCCCUGGGUCUGAAGAAGUCAAGUUCGUUAGAGAGUCUGCAGACAGCUGUUGCCGAGGUGACUUUGAACGGGGAUAUUCCUUUCCAUCGGCCACGGCCGCGGAUCAUCAGAGGAAGAGGAUGCAAUGAGAGCUUCAGAGCUGCCAUUGACAAGUCUUAUGACAAACCUGCAGUAGAUGACGAUGAUGAAGGCAUGGAGACCUUGGAAGAAGACACAGAAGAAAGUUCAAGAUCAGGGAGAGAGUCAGUAUCCACAGCCAGCGAUCAGCCUUCCCACUCUCUGGAGAGACACAUGAACGGAAACCAAGAGAAAGGUGACAGGACUGAUAGGAAAAAGGAUAAAACUGGAAAAGAGAGGAAGAAAGAGAGAGAUAAGGAGAAGGAUAAAAUGAAAGCCAAGAAAGGAAUGCUCAAGGGCUUGGGAGACAUGUUCAGGUUUGGCAAACAUCGAAAAGAUGACAAGAUUGAGAAAACGGGUAAAAUAAAAAUACACGACACGCUGACAUCAGAAGAGGAGAGGAUACGAAUGAAGCAGGAACAGGAGAGGAUUCAAGCCAAAACUCGUGAAUUUAGGGAACGGCAAGCUCGAGAGCGUGACUAUGCUGAAAUCCAGGAUUUUCAUCGGACGUUUGGCUGUGACGAUGAGUUGACGUAUGGAGGGAUCACUUCCUAUGAAGGCUCCAUGGCUCUCAACGCCAGACCCCAGAGCCCAAGGGAAGGGCACAUGAUGGAUGCUCUGUAUGCCCAAGUCAAGAAGCCGCGGAAUUCCAAACCCUCACCUGUAGACAGUAACAGAUCAACUCCCAGCAACCACGAUCGGAUACAGCGUCUGCGGCAAGAAUUCCAGCAAGCGAAGCAGGAUGAAGAUGUGGAAGAUCGCCGACGUACCUACAGCUUUGAACAGCCCUGGCCCAGCUCCAGGCCCGCGGCACAGAGCGGCCGGCACUCGGUGUCCGUGGAGGUGCAGCUGCAGCGGCAGCGACAGGAGGAGCGUGAGAGCUUCCAGCAGGCUCAGCGCCAGUACAGCUCCCUGCCACGACAAAGCAGGAAAAACGCCAGCUCGGUGUCCCAGGAUUCUUGGGAGCAGAGCUACUCCGCUGGGGAAGGCUUCCAGAGCGCCAAGGAGAACCCCAGGUACUCCAGCUACCAGGGCUCCAGAAACGGCUACCUGGGAGGACACGGCUUCAACGCCAGGGUCAUGCUGGAGACCCAGGAGCUCCUUCGCCAAGAACAGAGGCGGAAAGAGCAGCAGAUGAAGAAGCAGCCUGCUCCCGAAGGGCCCAACAACUAUGACUCAUACAAGAAAGUCCAGGACCCCAAUUACGCCCCUCCCAAGGGGCCCUUCCGGCAAGACGUGCCCCCAUCCCCAUCUCAGGUUGCCAGGCUGAACAGACUCCAGACUCCCGAGAAAGGGAGGCCCUUCUAUUCCUGAGCACGAGAACAACGGAUGCUUCGAGUCAUGCAAUAAGAGACAUUUUCCUACGAAGACUUGUAUUUUGGGAGGUUUUUUUUUUUUUUUUUAAAAAAACUUCGAUGGUACUGUGGAAUCUUUCUGUUGUUGGUAUCAGUGCCUUUAAGCAGGAUGGGCAAAGAAACGGAAGGCCUUAAUGUCUUUGCCACGAUGUCUCAAGUGUCUGUUUCCUGGAAGGAUUUCCCACCAUCUGACAAUCACCUUGUUCAAGGCAUUUGCGUGCUCUGUGUCCCUCGGGGGUACCGGGAGUCUUGGCCCCACUCAUGAGCUGUCUGUGGCUUUGUCGUGACUGCUUCGUACAACCUGUGGUGACACGUUAACUUGAAGUGGAGGGUGAUGUGAGUCCCUGUUUUUCCCUCUCUCAGCUACGAGGUGACAUCUCGGUCUGCAGGAGAUGCAAGUGGGUGACAUACACCAAAAAUCGGGGCUUCCUGGUACUUCUGGCACAGUGGUUUGUAGGACCUGGUAAUCAGGAUGGGUUUCCCUUUUCUCUCUCAGCUCCUUGCAGCAGGAAAGUUCCAUCACCCUAUUAAAAGAAGCUAAGCCAUAUCCCAGCACUGUUUGGUUGUCAUGGAAGUCCUUUUGUAACUGCCUUAGAACUCAACAUCACCAAUAAAGUGAUGCUUCUAGUCUGUGUUUAUAAAUACACUUGUUCAGUCAUGUUCCUGACACACGUGUUGAGUCACUGCAGCUUAGCACAGGAAAUGUGGGGGCCAAGACGGGAGUGACCCCUGGUGGGGGAGGACCGGGCCUGCCCAUUGGCCCCGUGUGUCCCACCGGGUGGGCGGGCGGUAGGGGCUCAGAAAAGAACUCCCCCAGCACGAGUUCAUGGCCCGGGACAUCUCCAUCAUUAUUUUAAUUAGUUUUUGUUUAGACAGGUUGGCAGGAAGGGCAUAGAGUGGGACAAAGAUAAAUCAGACAGUCGACUGUUUUUGGAUUCUAAAAACGGAUCCGUUCUGUACGUUUUUUAAAAAGUCGGUCACAAUUGAUGCGUGUCUCGUGCGUCCACCCACUGUACCUCUGCCUGGCAGUGCCACGUCACUAAAUAACUCUGCCGUGAAACAUAAAAGCCCCAUAAAGGGAAAAGACCGAUAAAGGGAAAAGCUGUCACACAUCACACAGAGAACGUGGCGGUGUCCCCAGACAGUGCUAACACAGAGAUGGCUCUUGUGUCAAUGUCCUGACGUGCCUGCCGGCCAGGAGGGCUCCCGCCUGCACCUGUCAGUCUGAACGUCCCGUGCUGGGAACCGAGGCUGGAUCGCUGAAGUGCCUGCGAAGCCUGGUGUGAAAGAGCUGGAGGUGAAAGCUCCGCGUACUGUGUAUUCACAAAAAAAGACAAAAAAAAAAAAAAAAAAAAGACCUGUAUUGAUAUGCCUAUUUUUUUUUAUUGGCACAUUGUAUUUUUGUGUCGACUUGUUUUUUAAGAAACUCUGUGAAGCGUCCACACGUUGUCCCUGUGUCACUUUUGCAUUUCCGUGCCAUGGUUCUGUGUGUUAAUAAUCAGCAGUGUCUCAGUGGCGUGACCCGUGUAAGCGCGGCUGGCUCAGACGACAGUGGCUCUUUCCCGCAGCCGUCCCUGAGCUGCGAGAGACGGUUUUGCCUGUACAUACGAGACUUCUAAUAAAAGGCGUAUUUCUUUCUGUUC
Lemur catta (Ring-tailed lemur) is the source of this 6055-nucleotide messenger RNA. It is a transcript of the gene PARD3, whose product is annotated as par-3 family cell polarity regulator. Gene Ontology annotation, biological process: establishment of cell polarity; intracellular protein localization; establishment of centrosome localization. Lineage: Eukaryota; Metazoa; Chordata; Mammalia; Primates; Lemuridae. Bases 301 to 4371 code for a protein of 1356 amino acids. The transcript has 25 exons. The record is from RefSeq and is a predicted model, not a curated record. Gene Ontology annotation, molecular function: phosphatidylinositol binding; protein binding. Gene Ontology annotation, cellular component: apical plasma membrane; adherens junction; cell cortex.